CCCAUAAAUCAAACUAAACCGAUACGGAUCCAACAAAGUAGCAUCCUCUACCAAUCUCUCGAUCUGGUGAGGGUUUAAGCAUCGAUGGCUCUCUCAGAGCUUCUUCACUAGGGAAAAUCAUCAUCAUCGGCGACUUUGUCAACGCUUCUUCUAACUCCAGAUUCUAGUCAGAAGCUGAGUUUUGUGACUUGAGAUGGCGACUACGGAGCAGAGCGGGAUAGAAAACCAGGAAGUCCAACCAAACCAAGUGGCUCCUGGUUUUGUAGGAGCAAUUGAAGAAAAGUACAAGAAACUGAGAGAUCACGCUGAAGCUUAUCCAUAUGUUUGGGGUUCUUACACUGUUGUCUACGGCGGUCUUUUCCUUUGGACUGCUUAUCGAUGGAGGAAGCUGAGGAGAACCGAGGAUCGAGUUCGUGGCCUUCAGACCAAACUUAGGAAACUCGUCCAAGACGAACAAGCUACUGCGGUAACAGCUUCUAAAUCUGCUCAAUCACUGGACAAGUCUUCUUCUGUUUCUGACAAGACAUCACUGCCUUGAUUAGUUACUAGUUUUAUAAUUAAACCCCCAUCCUCUCUGUUAGACUUAUGACGAGGUUAAAUCUGUUUUGUAACAGUGCUUUUGUUAUUUACUCGCAUAGGCUUUUUAUAUAAAGUCAAAUUCAUGUACAUGAAUGAAGAAGAGAAUGCGCUGAAAUGUUGAAGUGCGAAAAAAAUAAUGUUGAACCUUUAUCUUGA
This is a messenger RNA of Raphanus sativus (radish), 735 nucleotides long. RefSeq lists its product as uncharacterized. NCBI's taxonomy places the organism in Eukaryota, Viridiplantae, Streptophyta, Magnoliopsida, Brassicales, Brassicaceae. The transcript has 2 exons. The record is from RefSeq and is a predicted model, not a curated record. Bases 194 to 538 code for a protein of 114 amino acids.